Molecule: messenger RNA, 592 nt
Organism: Drosophila persimilis
Lineage: Eukaryota; Metazoa; Arthropoda; Insecta; Diptera; Drosophilidae
Product: cytosol aminopeptidase-like
Exons: 2
Coding region: 73-393 (106 amino acids)
Biological process (GO): proteolysis
Molecular function (GO): metal ion binding; metalloaminopeptidase activity
Source: RefSeq, a predicted model, not a curated record
CGAUCACGAGGAUGUACUGGUCCUGGCAGACGCCCUGCUGUAUGCGCAAAACUUCUGUCCCAAGUGCAUUGGAUGAGUCGGCUGCGGGGGUCUUUACCAACUCGGAGAUCCUGUGGCAGCAGAUCAAGCACGCCAGCAUGCAUACCGGGACGCAGCGAUGUGCAGAACUAUGGCAUUGACCGAGGUGGACGUCCCUGCAAGGCCGCUGCCUUUCUCCGUGAGUUUGUGCCCUGUGGCCAGUGGAUGUAUAUUGAUGCCACAAAUGUUAUGGUGACAAAGGGCUUCGAAUACGAGUAUCUGCGCAAGGGAAUGGCCGGCCGCCCGACCCGAACACUGGUGGAGUUUAUUGCUCAGACGAUUUGCAAGGAUACGGCCCCACGUUUGGCCAAGUAAUCAAUCUCUAACGGGAAUCCAAUGUUAUAUAUAUUUUUUACUGUGUUUUUUGACGAUGCCACACACGAACACAAAAUUACACUUGAGCUAUGAUCACUCAAUUUUACAUAUGUUUUCGCAUUUUUAAUCUCCACACAAACACAUGCGGCACAUUCGUUUAUUAUGAAAUUGUAACGUAUAAAACAGAGAAACAGCGCUA